AAAUAUAUCAGCAUAGCCCUCAAGCAGACAGGGCGACACAGCUUUUGUCCAAAUUGUGCUUUCGUUGUUCUGGCACCACUCGGUGACGCUUCUUCUAAUCCAUUUCUAGGGUUACGAUUUCCAGACCCCCAAACCGCUCUAUCUCUACAUUUUCUUCAAAGUAAGGAUCUUGACGAUGAUGCAACAACCAGGAACGACCUUGGUUCCUCCACAAAUGGCGCCUCCAACCGUCCCCCACCAACAGAGCCACUUCCAAUACCAACAGCAACAACAGCCAUGGAUGAUGCCCAAUCACCACCACCAACAACCACCACAACAACCACCUUUCCAACAUCCGCAGCCGCAGCCGCCGAUGUAUUAUCACCAGCAGCAACCACCGUCUCAGGCGGCUCAAUCGCAGUUCCCGGCCAGCUCCGACGAGGUCCACACGCUCUGGAUCGGCGAUCUCCAGUACUGGAUGGAUGAACAAUAUCUCGUCAACUGUUUCGCCCAGAUUGGCGAGGUGGUCACUGCGAAAGUUAUCCGUAACAAGCAAACUGCUCAAUCGGAAGGUUAUGGGUUUAUUGAGUUUGGAAGUCGUGCUGCUGCAGAAAGAACUUUACAAACAUAUAAUGGUACCUUGAUGCCAAAUGUUGAGCAGAAUUACAGACUGAACUGGGCAUCGUUUGGUGCUGGUGAAAAGCGUUCAGAUGGUACCCCUGACUUCACCAUAUUUGUUGGAGACCUAGCAUCUGAUGUUACAGAUUACAUGCUACAAGAGACGUUCAGGUCCCAAUAUCCCUCAGUUAAGGGUGCAAAGGUUGUAACUGAUAGGAUGACCGGACGGGCGAAGGGCUAUGGGUUUGUCAGGUUUGGAGAUGAAAGUGAACAAUUACGUGCUAUGACCGAGAUGAAUGGAAAGUUCUGUUCAACCAGGCCCAUGCGUGUUGGGCCAGCUGCUAACAAGAAGAAUGUGGCUUCAUUUCAGAAUACACAAGGAACUCAGGAUGAGGCUGAUCCAAAUAAUACAACUAUAUUUGUUGGUGGUGUGAAUGAAAGUGUUUCGGAUGACCAACUCAGGCAAGUUUUCAGCCCAUAUGGGCAAUUAGUCCAUGUGAAAAUACCAGCGGGCAAGCGAUGUGGGUUUGUUCAAUUUGCUGACAGACAUUGUGCUGAGGAAGCACUGAGGAUGUUAAAUGGAACUCAGUUGGGUGGUCAAAAAAUUCGGCUUUCAUGGGGUCGUAGUCCUUCAAGCAAACAGUUUCCGUCUGUUGGCUUUGUUCAGUCUCAACCAGAUCCAAGCCAGUGGAAUGGGGGAUAUUAUGGAUAUACACCUGGAUAUGAAACUUAUGGGUAUGCCGCAGCUGCUCAAGAUCCCAAUCUGUACUACAGAAACUAUCCUGGAUAUGGAAACUAUCAGCAACCCCCCCAGCAGCAGUAGAGUGUAUUUCUGGUUCAUUUGGCUGCAAAAGAUGGUGGAUGGUGAUUGACGUCAUAUCUGUGAAGAGGAAGACUAUGAAAGUUCUAUUUGCCCAUAAUGUAGCAUACUUUGGCUAAAUCACUGGUUGUUGACUUCAUUUCUGUACCUAGUGUUUGGAGGAUUCUGUACUUGAGAGUUGUCUUUUUUGUAACUUGCAUGCUACUUCAUUCUUGAUCCGUCAAAAUUUUCUUUUUCCUGUUUGUCCUAGUCAUACAUACCUGUUUGCUCACCUUAUUACCAUUUA
This is a messenger RNA of Camellia sinensis, 1703 nucleotides long. Its product is annotated as polyadenylate-binding protein RBP45. NCBI's taxonomy places the organism in Eukaryota, Viridiplantae, Streptophyta, Magnoliopsida, Ericales, Theaceae. Gene Ontology annotation, cellular component: cytosol. Gene Ontology annotation, molecular function: mRNA binding. The record is from RefSeq and is a predicted model, not a curated record.